Molecule: messenger RNA, 1446 nt
Organism: Monoraphidium neglectum
Lineage: Eukaryota; Viridiplantae; Chlorophyta; Chlorophyceae; Sphaeropleales; Selenastraceae
Exons: 13
Coding region: 1-1446 (481 amino acids)
Source: RefSeq, a predicted model, not a curated record
AUGCAUCGACCCCGCGCCAGCUUGGGCAAGCUGCUGCUGCACGCAGUUGCGGCUGCCGCACUUGUGGCUGUGGCGCUCGGGGACGGCCUCCCAUUGGAUGGCGACCCGCUUCAGCUGCGGUACACGGGCCCCAACCCAUGCAGCGUGGAUGGGCAGCUGCUCGACACGGUGCAGGUCCCGGACCCCCAGAGCUGCAACCAGUACUUUGUGUGCUGCCAGGGGCAGGCGGUGCACUACGCCUGCAGGGUGCCCUCCUCCCCCAUGCCCUACAUGGUGUACUCGGACGCAAACGCCACCAACAGCUACUACUCACCGGCCACCGGCGAGUGCACCAGGACUCAGGGCCAGCUCAGCACACAGACCAUGGUCUGCCCUGCAGCUGGGGUUGCACCUGUGACAACGGACUGGGCCGAUCAGGUGUGCACUGCGAUUGCAGGGUACAAGGGCGCCCAAGACCCCGCUGCCGCUGCUCCUGCAGUGGGCACCAGCGCCCCCGCCGCCGCCCCCGCCGCCGGCGCCGCCCGCGCCAUGCCGCUCGGCCGUCGCGUCGGCCGCUCCCCCGCCCCCGCGCCCGCCGCCGCGGGCGGCAACAGCACCAGGGGCGCGCCGGCAGCUGCCGGGAAGCCGCAGUACCAGCGGGUGUCACCCACGCACCCGUAUGACGCCCUUGAUUUCAACCUGAAGCUGCAGCCGCUGCAGGGGGGACCCGACGUCACCGGCGCCUGGCAGCUGAUCGUGGGCCCCGAUGGGCACUCCAGCACCGGCACCAUCGCGAUGCACGCGGCCCUCAUCCCCGGCACGGAAAAGGUGGUGGUCUGGUCGCGCCGCCUGCCGCAGGGCGUGGCCUAUCAGGCUGGCAUGUCGCCAAACGGCCGCGGGGAGGUUUCGAGCGUCUUCGACACCGCUACGGGAACCUAUGUGGCCACGCCCAUGGACUUUGCGCCCUUCUGCACCGGCCAAUCCCACACAUCGGAUGGAACCAUCAUAGCGACAGGCGGCGACGCUGAUGUGGGCGGCUACUUGAAGGAUGGCCUCAGGGCAAUCAGGCUCUGGCGCAAGGACGCGAAAGCCUGGGAGAUCGCGCCCGUCCAGCUCGCAGAGCCCCACUGGUACCCCACCCAGCUGCCUCUGGGCGACGGCGUGCGCACCCUGAUUGUUGGCGGCUACGCAAACGGAGAGACGGGCACGCCCACGCCCUCCAUAGAGAUCUUUGACUACAAGGCCAACACGGUCACCACUCUGUCUCGGAUCUUUGAUUUCAAAGCCAGCACGGUCGCCUCACUCUCCAAGGUGCCCGAGCUGGUGGCUCUUGGCGGCCUGAACCUGUACCCUCUUGUGAUCCAGCUGCCCUGGACUGACGCGGCCCUGCCGGCCGGCAGCUACCCCCUCUUCCUCUUCGCCGGCAGCGCCGGCCAGGUGUGCGUUGCGUCUGGGGAAAGGUGGUGA